AUGGCCUCACCGAAGACAGCGGCGUUGCCAAAAGCGCUUCCUACCGACUUUGAAUGGGGAUUUUCUACGGCCGCUUACCAGAUUGAAGGUGCUGCGAAUGAAGAUGGACGAGGCCCUUCCGUCUGGGAUAUCUACAGUCAUCUAGAACCGUCACGUACGAGUGGGGCUAAUGGUGAUAUUGCUUGCGACCACUAUCACCGAUUUGAAGAGGACCUUGACCUUCUUGUCAAAUACGGUGCGAAGGCAUACCGGUUUUCUCUGUCUUGGUCACGUAUCAUCCCCGAGGGCGGAAGAAAUGACCCGAUUAAUGAAGCUGGCAUCGUCUUUUACAACAAGUUGAUCGACGGGCUAAUUGCCAGGGGUAUUACGCCCUGGGUGACUUUAUAUCACUGGGACCUGCCACAGACGCUAGAGGAACGCUAUGGCGGUUGGUUGAAUACCGAACAGACCCAGAAGGACUUUGAGCGGUACGCAAGACUAUGUUAUGAGCGCUUUGGAGACCGGGUCAAAAACUGGAUUACGCUCAAUGAGCCAUGGAACACAGCUAUACAUGGAUACGUGGAGGGCACCGAACCACCCAGCCGCAGCAGCACUCACGACUCCUACGCUAAAGGCGACUCGUCAACAGAGCCUUGGAUCGUUGGGAGAUCCCUGAUUUUGGCGCACGCGAAAGCGGCAAGUUUAUACAACAAAGAUUUCAAGCCGAAACAAAAAGGCCAAAUCGGCGCGUCUUUCAAUGGUGAUUAUUUUGAGCCUUGGGACUCUACCCAACUCAAGGAUUACGAAGCAGCCGAGAGGAGGAUGGACUUUUGCAUUGGCUGGUUUGCCGAUCCUAUGAUCCUGGCAAAAGACUAUCCUUCAGUGAUGCGCGCGCAGCUUGGAGAACGCCUGCCGGUCUUCACAGAAGCUGAAUUUACCCUGCUGCGAGAGGCCGAGCUUGACUUUUACGGGAUGAAUUACUACACUUCUCAAUUUGCACGGCACCGCAGCACCUCGGCACCAGACACGGAUUACAAGGGUAAUCUAGAUGACUUACAAGAAAACAAGGCUGGCGUGUCGAUUGGUGAGCUGAGUGGCAUUGACUGGCUGCGCUCCGCACCAAAAGGUUUCCGAAAGCAUCUCGUGAGAAUCUAUAAUAGGUAUGGAAAGCCCAUUUAUGUUACUGAAAACGGGUGCCCUUGCCCUGGAGAAGAUAAGAUGAGCAGAGAAGAGUCGGUAAAGGAUGAGUAUCGACAGCGAUACAUAUCGAGUCACUUGGAUUCAAUUGUUGGCGCCAUACAAGAUGGGGCAAAAGUAGCGGGGUACUUCGCCUGGUCGCUGAUGGAUAACUUUGGUCAGUCAUCUCUACCAAAACUGUUCUCUUUAGACAGGGAGAACCGAGUCCUUAUUUUUUAA
Colletotrichum truncatum is the source of this 1395-nucleotide messenger RNA. RefSeq names its product putative beta-glucosidase. Lineage: Eukaryota; Fungi; Ascomycota; Sordariomycetes; Glomerellales; Glomerellaceae. The record is from RefSeq and is a predicted model, not a curated record. Gene Ontology annotation, biological process: carbohydrate metabolic process. Gene Ontology annotation, molecular function: beta-glucosidase activity.